AUGCUGCUCUGGGCCUGUUUGGCUGUCCUGUUGCACGUGCAGCUAGGCUCAGCCUAUAAGCUAGUGUGCUACUUUACCAACUGGUCUCAGUACCGACCAGAGCCAGCUAAGUUCUUCCCCAAGGAUGUGGACCCAUGUCUGUGCACACACCUGGUAUAUGCCUUUGCCACCAUGAAUGACAACAAGAUAGCUCCCUACGAAUGGAAUGACAUUGAUGUGCUCUAUCCUCAGUUCCGAGCCCUUAAAGAACGCAAUGGAGAUCUCGUCAACCUGCUGGCCAUUGGCGGCUGGAACUUUGGCACUCAGAAAUUCACCAGCAUGGUCGCCACAGCUGCCAACCGCAAGAUCUUCAUCUGUUCUGUCAUCGACUUCCUUCGUCAGCAUGGGUUUGAUGGCAUUGACCUUGAUAUAGAAUACCCAGGGUCUCGGGGAAGCCCACCCGAGGACAAGCAGCGAUUUACCAUUCUGAUUAAGGAAAUGGUCGAGGCUUUCGAGGAAGAGGCGAGAGACACUGGAAACCCCCGGCUGCUUAUCACGGCAGCGGUGUCUGCCGGCAAAGGGACCAUUGAUGCAGGAUAUGAAAUCGCAGAGAUUGGGAAGCUGCUGGAUUUCAUCAGUGUGAUGACCUAUGACUUCCAUGGUGGCUGGGACACAUGCACAGGACACAACAGUCCCCUGCAUGUCGGCUCCAAGGACCAAGGCGACUUCCGUUAUUUCAACUGUGAAUAUGCCAUGAAAUACUGGAGAGACAACGGGGUCCCUUCAGAGAAGCUCAUCAUGGGCUUCCCCACGUAUGGGAGGACCUUCCGACUCAGCACCUCCGACACCUCAGUGUGUGCCCCAGUGUCUGGAGCCGGGUCGUCUGGACCUUACACCCGCGAGGCUGGCUUUUGGGCUUACUAUGAGAUCUGCACUUUCUUAAGUGGAGCUACAAGUGCCUGGAUUGAAGACCAGAAGGUUCCAUAUGCUUACAAAGGGACUGAGUGGAUUGGCUACGACAAUGUUAAGAGCUUUGAGUAUAAGGUUGACUUUCUCAAGGAGAACAAAUUUGGCGGGGCCAUGGUUUGGGCCAUUGAUCUGGAUGACUUCUCAGGCUCCUUCUGCAAUGAGGGCAAACACCCACUCAUCAACAAGCUGAAGUCACUUCUGGACCUGUCCUCACCAUGUACUCCACCAGCCACUAAGACGUGGUAUAACCAACCCAUGAUGCCAAGAAGCGAAGGGUUCUGUGCCAACAUUGGUGGAGGUGGCGGCAGCGGUGGGGAUGGCGGCAGCGGUGGUGGAGGUGGUGGGGAUGGCGGCAGUGGAGGAGAUGGAAGUUUCUGCUCUGGCAAAGCAGAUGGCACCUAUAGUGAUCCCGAAGAUAACACCAAAUUCUACCAGUGUGCUGGAGGCAACACCUUCCACCUCCAGUGUGCCCAAGGACUGAUUUUUGAUGAGAACUGCAAGUGUUUUACCAGUUACCAUGGAGUGGCCUUUGAGAUUGCAGUGGGCCAGAGUCACGAAUUCAAACCCAGUGCUUCCACCAACAUGCCACCAGGACUCCUGCUAGAGCCCCACGGGCCUGCAAAUUAG
This is a messenger RNA of Echinops telfairi (small Madagascar hedgehog), 1575 nucleotides long. RefSeq names its product acidic mammalian chitinase-like. Gene Ontology annotation, molecular function: chitin binding; chitinase activity. Bases 1 to 1575 code for a protein of 524 amino acids. The record is from RefSeq and is a predicted model, not a curated record. Lineage: Eukaryota; Metazoa; Chordata; Mammalia; Afrosoricida; Tenrecidae. Gene Ontology annotation, cellular component: extracellular region. The transcript is spliced from 12 exons. Gene Ontology annotation, biological process: chitin catabolic process; carbohydrate metabolic process.